Messenger RNA from Psylliodes chrysocephalus, 727 nucleotides. Lineage: Eukaryota; Metazoa; Arthropoda; Insecta; Coleoptera; Chrysomelidae. The record is from the annotation of a GenBank genome assembly.
GACAUUUGACAACUGUCAAGUGUCUUUCUAAUAUUUUCCAUUGUGAAAAAUUUUUCACAUAGGCAAAAAUCUACAUUCAUCGGCGUAGAUUCGCCUUAUUUUUAUAAAAUAUCCAUAAUAUAUAAUUAAAAAUGCCACCUAAAUUCGAUCCCACAGAAGUAAAAUACGUUUACUUAAGAUGUGUAGGAGGAGAAGUGGGCGCUACUUCAUCUUUGGCCCCUAAAAUUGGUCCACUAGGGUUGUCUCCAAAGAAAGUUGGUGACGAUAUCGCUAAAGGAACCGCCGACUGGAAAGGUUUGAAAAUAACCGUUCAAUUGAAAAUCCAAAAUCGUCAGGCUACAAUUUCUGUCGUACCAUCAGCCGCCUCUCUUAUUAUUAAGGCUUUAAAAGAACCACCACGUGAUAGAAAGAAGCAAAAGAACAUUAAACACAGUGGCAACAUUACCUUUGAUGAAAUAAUCACAAUUGCAAAGCAAAUGAGGCCCCGGUCUAUGGCCAAACAACUUUCUGGUUGUGUCAAGGAAGUAUUGGGUACCGCACAAUCUGUAGGUUGCACCAUCGAUGGAAAAGCACCUCAUGACGUUAUAGACGAAGUCAAUGAUGGUUCAAUAGAAGUACCAGACGAAUAAACUGAAUAGAUGUUUUUUCUAAGUUAAUAAAGUGUUUUUAUUUUUUCCUAAGACCUAAAUAUAUUAUUAAUAAAAUCGGAAUUUUUAUUAUUUAUCGA